Pungitius pungitius (ninespine stickleback) is the source of this 3425-nucleotide messenger RNA. RefSeq names its product protein delta homolog 1. Gene Ontology annotation, molecular function: calcium ion binding. NCBI's taxonomy places the organism in Eukaryota, Metazoa, Chordata, Actinopteri, Perciformes, Gasterosteidae. Gene Ontology annotation, biological process: establishment or maintenance of epithelial cell apical/basal polarity; heterophilic cell-cell adhesion. The coding region runs from base 424 to 1602 and encodes 392 amino acids. The record is from RefSeq and is a predicted model, not a curated record. The transcript is spliced from 7 exons. Gene Ontology annotation, cellular component: plasma membrane; protein-containing complex.
CUCUCCCUCAUCAGGUGGGAGGAGCGUGUUGCUGCGGGACGCCGCGCGAUGCGGCAGUCCUCUCAAAACCUGCCGCUCCGACCAGCCGGACCCCUCCGAGCACCUGUAGGGUCACUUUACGCAGCGCCACGCUGCAGGAUUUACAGAGUCAAAUCAGUCAAUUAUGACCGAAGCCACUCGGAAACGGAGCCCCGCUGCGACAUAGACGCAUAUUGUCCAGGUGCGUCAAUUAGUCCAUUAUUCUCGAAGAAAAAGAUAACAGAACAUUUUUUACAAAAUUAUUUCUUAACAAUGGGAUUUCUCACAUUACCUACGUUUUAAAGAGAUUUCCUAAUGGGUUACUCCACACGAUCUUCAUUAAAUGUGCCAUCUUCCCCGGAUUCUUGAUUGGAGGGGGAAAGAAGGAUCUUGCUGGAUAUAACGAUGCAUCUCACAUCCAUGGUCGUAAUUUUGGUCGUGACGGGAAUCGCCAAAGGUUGGGAAUGCAGCGCAGGGUGCAACACAAUAAAUGGUUUCUGUGAGAAGCCAGGGAAGUGCAGGUGCAAACCGGGAUGGCAAGGAUUUAAUUGUGACCAGUGCGUGCCCUUCCCAGGCUGUCUGCACGGCGCCUGUGAGAAAGCAUGGCAAUGUGUCUGCGAGGACGGUUGGGCGGGCAGCCUGUGUGACCGAGAUACCCGACUUUGCUCAUCCAGGCCUUGUGCUGGCAAUGCCACCUGCAUAGAGACGGGGGAGGGGGGAUACCUGUGCAUCUGUCCCCAUGGCUACGCUGGGGAAAAUUGCAUACUGAAGAGAGAAUUGUGUCUCACAAAAAGCUCUCCUUGUCAGAACGGAGGCACAUGCACGGUUGCCGACGGCCCGGCAGGUUACUCUUCCUGCUCAUGUCCCCCCGGAUCGUCUGGAGAAUUCUGUGAGAUCAGCGUUGACAGCUGCCAGCCAAACCCCUGCCUCAACGGUGGCAACUGCACGAGCCACGGCCCGGCCUUCACGUGCGCCUGUCCGCUCGGCUUCGCCGGUUUCACCUGUAAUGACACCAGCCACUCGCCGUGCACCUCCAGGCCCUGUGCCAACAGGGGAAUGUGUGUCGCUCAGCCUGACGGAACCUUCCGCUGCAUUUGCCAGAAGUGGUUCGCGGGCCCCACCUGCUCCCUGCAGCACAGGCCGAAGGCCAGGCCCAAGCCGGGGCCCGGCGCCAAGCCCGUGGACCACCGAGUGUUCGCGCUGACCCCGCAACACUAUUCCCUCCCGGCUCACACCUUCCACAAGCUCCUCAGGCCGCCCGAGAGGGACCUGCUCAAGAUCACCCUGAAGGAGGCCGCCCACCCCCCGGGCGUCCUCGACACCCACGGCCAACUCAUCUGCUUCGGCAUGCUGGCCCUGCUCACCUGCAUGGUGAUCCUGGGCACCGCGGGCAUCGUGUUCUUUGGCCGCUGUGAGGCGUGGCUGGCCAACGCCAAGUACAGCCAGCUCGUUCGUCAGCAGAGGGAGCACCUGCUGAGGGAGGCCGGCGGCACGGGCCACGAGGAGCAGGGCCACUCGGUGAACGUCAUCCUGCCGGAGAAGAUUAGACUCACCAGCUUUGGGAGACACUACACCUCCAUCUGAUUUAAUCACCACUGCCUCUUCCGCAGAACAAACGUGGUGCAAAUGUCCCAAAGAACAGACCACGACUGUUGUACAGUUGUGUUAAUAAAGUGAGAGAGUGAUUAGUAGGCUACACUGGAGUAUAAUGGAAUGUAUAAUCGCAUUGAUAAACCAUAUACUUUUAAUAUCGUAAUGUUGAUGAAUACCUAUUAAAAACUUGUGAACUCAUACAAGAUGUUACCUACUGUAUGCCUGGUAGAAAGAUGCCAUCGUGGUGUAUUUUUAAUUUCAUUGUCGUGAUUUAACUGCUUUGUAACGUGUUAAUUCAUGUAACUGAUUUCUCUAUUUGUUAAAGGUGCAUUUUAAGAGAUAUGGAGCUUUUCAAUUGUCUCUCUUGGCUCCCAUCAUGACAAUAGUGGUGCUAACAAUACAAAAAACUAACAAAAGAACUGCAUAAAAAUUGAUGAGCGAGCUGACAAUGUUUGGCUGAGGGGGAAGCGCAGAUAUGGUGCAGUGCUUUCCUCCGCAAGCCUCUGCUUGAGUUAACCAUUUCACAUGCACUUGAAGCACACGGGCCUGGCGUGGCUAUAUGUCGAGAAAGCCUUCAGAAGCUAAGAUUAAAGCACACUUGGAGGCUAAAUUACUAUUUUCUCUGCUCAGGUAAGCAUUAUUCCACAAUAUUUUCACAAAAAAAUGCUCUGUAUCUUAUCAAUUUUAACUUUAACUAAUUGUUUUCAGAUUUCAUAACCUUGACUCAAACUAUAUAUAAAUAUAUAUACAGAAAUAUCUCAAAUGUAUUGUUUUCACCACUUUAGUCAACCAUACCCGUUGUCUGUGACCACUUGAAACACUAAUGUCUUAUUUCAUAGUAAAUGGAAUAUCUUAAAACAAUUCGUGAAGAGACAAUAAUUUUGAGAUCAACAAAAAAUAAGUACAUUUUCUCUCCUUGCAGCGAAAUGGGAAUUUACCAUUUCAUUUAUUAGAUAUAUGCCAUCUCAGCAGUGGUAAAUUAACACCCUGCAUAUCAUAACUGAUGUUAAGGUAAUUUUACAGUAUGUACCUGGAGGCAUUCUCUUGAACACCAUCAAAUUUUCUCCCUCUGCAAAUGAUGUACUUGAUGAAUGGCAUUAAAUAUAUUUUCAUAGAGGUUAAGACAGCUUAUUUCAUAGUUAAUCUGCAUCCGCAUGCGGGUAUUUGUAUGGAUGACAUGAAUCUUCACCUGUACCACCGUCACAAACUCAUUUACAGUGUCUCAGCUUUGCUAUUAUUGUUGGAAUUACAUGUCAUACAGGAUUUAUCUACCAGCCCAUUUAUAAUGCAACAUCUGUCACCUUUGUUGUUGGUUUGUCUCAUCAUGUAUGACGUGAUGAGACAUCUACUUAUGACUGAGGGGAGAAGCGCUUCCAUCAAUUCAUGGCAAACAAGAAAAAUAUAUUAUAUGUCGACCAGUGAAGAUAAAGUGGGAAGCAUAUUUAAUGCAAAAUAUUCAAAUGAACUACUGCUGACAUGAGGAUUACAGUGAUUUUAUAGUAGGAUAUUGUUUUCUGAUUUGUCUCACAAUGAUUGACCCAAAUUCAGCCCCCAUUCAUCCUUUGAGGGGAUGAUAAUCUGGUUAAAUGUGAGGUGUGGUUAUCCUGUGCUUUUCUCAUAACAAAGGCUUUCAGUUUGUGAAUUGCAUUGUGCAGUCGUAAUAUAUGAAUGAUUUUAAAUGUGUCAUUUCUACAAGGGGCAUUUGCUGUAACAGUGCAAUACUUAUCAAUAUUUACUCCAGUCUGAGAUUACUUGCUGUUGGGUUUUAGAUCUGUUCAUUGUUUUUAAUAAAUAUGGUAUAUGUAAAAUCCCCA